This is a messenger RNA of Trypanosoma rangeli, 4350 nucleotides long. RefSeq lists its product as uncharacterized. Gene Ontology annotation, molecular function: protein binding. The transcript has a single exon. Gene Ontology annotation, cellular component: autophagosome membrane. NCBI's taxonomy places the organism in Eukaryota, Euglenozoa, Kinetoplastea, Trypanosomatida, Trypanosomatidae. The coding region runs from base 1 to 4350 and encodes 1449 amino acids. Gene Ontology annotation, biological process: autophagosome assembly. The record is from RefSeq and is a predicted model, not a curated record.
AUGAGCGGGGCACCAUUUAUCCCGGAGCUACCUCUUGGUACCGUCGAGACGGGUGGUGGCUGGGGCGUGGGGGAACAGUUUGCGCGACUCCCUCCCGCGUCUGUGCAGGCCGAGUCUCGCACUCCGGUGUACACGGUGGCACGAGAGAGGAGCGGUGACAACAACAACGACUCUGACGAGGACUCCGUUACCCAGGAGGGGUCUGCAGGAGUGGAGGCGGCGGAGGCAGAGCCCGUGCCGACGACACAUUACAGAAAACUUUCUGCAGAGGACGACAACACGUUUGUAGAUCAUGGUAGCGCGGCAUCUUCUGCGCCUAUUAGGAACGAUGCUCUCAACGCCGGAAAUAUCAGGGCCUCCGAUAGUGUUAGUGAUUCCCGCUGUGGUAGAUCUUCAAAUCAGGGCUUAAUCCCAGCACCCUCGCUGCAUGUGAAGUUUCUACGCCCAGUAUCACGCAUGAUGGCAGAACUUCCGGUGCGGGCAAUGGUCGUGGCGCCUGAUAGUGCAUCUCUGUGGGUUGCUUUUGGUGAUGACCCCGUUACCAUGUUAGACUUUAAGGGAUCAGAGCUCAAUAUUAGCCGAACAGUGGACGUCACUCAUGUACACGCCAUGACGGUGGUUCGUGUACCGGCGGCAAAGGUGGUGACGUUUAAACCGCCAUCUCGCGCGGUGCAUCAUCCCAGCCAUUUAGUUGCGUCCAAGCCGCAGUUAUAUGGGGAGGAUGAGUCAGACACGUACGUUCUGUGGUGUGGUAUUACUCGUGGAAGCAUUGUAAUCGUAGAUCUCACGAAUUUUAGUAUGUCAGGUGUUAUUAAAGGAGCACAUGCACAGACAAUUAGUGGGCUCUGGCACCUUGGCACUGGCAAGGUGUGGACUGCCGGUUACGAUAAGGCGCUAAAGGUAUGGGAUCCACAAACUCGUCGUCGUUUGAAGAGCCGAAACAUUGCCACCAUCAUUUCGGAUCUUUGUUACGUGCGUAGCUGUAAGCAGGUGUGGACGAUCAGUGAUGACACGUACAUUCGCGUGUUUGACGCUGCCGGAAAUAAUGUGCAGCUGGCAAAGCCGUCGUCAGAUAAACCGGAGAAUACUCUUCGCAUGCGAAGUGAGAUGCGUUUUAUCUCCUACUAUGAACCCGCUAACCUCGUCUAUGUUGCGCUCACGCGUAGCCUCGCCGCCAUUGAUCCAACGACGUGUGAAAUACCCAUCAUCAUCAACGCCAGUAUUAGCUCCAUGACGUUCAUGGAUAAUACGGCUUUUGUGACCGGAUAUGGUGAGUGGCUGCAGUGCACGAAGGAGGCGAUUGGCCUCAUUGACCUCAGCGAUCCCUAUGCACCGUCACUACUCUUUCGCGGAGGUCCACUGGGAGGAAGCGUGACCCCCGUCGGGAUGGGACUUCUCACCGCCGUGCCUUUUGCUGUAGCAGCUCAUGAGGCGGGGCGGUCAGAGCGCAUUCUCUCAGUGUUCAGUUAUGAGGACUCCAAGGCAUUCUGCCGAAGUGGAAUUGUCGCGUCGGUUCCGCAGCAGCGCAAGGUUACUCUCGACGGCCCGAGCACGCGGCGCCAAGUGACCGCGAUGCAGCACACGGUUACUCCCUCUGCCGCCGCUGCUGCUGCUGCUGCUGCCGCUGCCGCCGCCGCCGCCGCUGCCACGUCAACUCCCUUCUCGUCAAUGUUGCCGUGCCCGGUCGCGUUUUCCAGAGGCAAGCGGAAGCCACUGACGCGCGAGGAAAGUAACGUUACCAGUGUGCCUCCACACCGUGCUUCUGUGGUCUUUUCAAGGGUGGAUGGUGGUGGCGGUGGUAACAACAACAGCACGCUCACCUUCUUCCCCAAUACGUAUACCUCAAGCAACACCAAUAACAACAAUAGACACGUCUCCGUCGCCGCCACCAGUGCUGUCAACAGCAGUUAUAAUCACAGCGCUACCCCUGCCAUAGGGACGAACACCGCUAACCAUCCAGACUACAGUGGCAAUAUCCACAAACAUAGCUUCAAUGGUGGUAUGGAGCGAAACAUCGCGGUACAGCUUACGACACCCCCAGAACUGAUGGCAUCUCUAAAUAACAUUGAAAAGAAAACGGAGGAUCUCAAGUCAUUGCUUGCUCAACUGCACGCUUCACGUCCACUGCUAGAUGACUUCUCCAAGUUGCACGCGUUGGUCUCUCGCAUGGCAAUGGACAACCAACUAGGACCCUGCAUGGAUGCAGAGGAGUUGGAAACCAUUGAUAGGGAAUAUCAAUCUCUUGAGGGUCGCGUCAUCGCCACAGCCGUGGAGCGUCUGCAUAAAAAUGCAGCUGCUUCACUUUUGCCUGCUUCACCGAACUUCACACGCCUCCGUGACGGCAUUGAACGACACGACAAUGCUGGCAGUCGACCAGCCACACCACAACUCGCGUCAGAUAAGCGUCCGCACAGUGUGGCAGAGAUAAUGAGUAGUGGCAGGUUAGAAGAGACGAGUAGUGUUGGGGGCUCGGAGAUUCCACCCGAAUCGCUGCUGCGCUGGGUUGCACAAAUCACGAGAUCUGGGCAGGGCGAGAGAGAGUCCCACCGACGACAGCUAGAAACUUUGCAGCGUCACAAUACACGGAUUGUGGAGCGCAAUGCCGCACUUAUUAAUGGGAUCACUCGCAUAGAACAGGCUCUUCGCACACACGCACAACGAUUUCUUGAGGACGCGGACGCUGCUGUUGCUGUGGUUUCAUCAGAUGCCAGCUGUGAUUCAUCUGGUCACGUGUAUGCUCAGCGGCAUAUUCAGCUUCUUAAUCAAUCACUGCACCAGAUUGAAUCGGUGUCAGUCUCAAGUUCCCCCAAGGAGAUUACAGAGUUGACGAGAAGCCUUGUAACACUCGUCUCCCGGCUAUUGUCCGCACAACAGUUUAUGCACGGUGAAGACAGCGUACGACGUGCCCCCUACGAUUCCACAAGUGGAAACGCAAAUAAUGAUGCAGGUCUAGACACAACACGCGUGUUGCUUCAAAGCGGCGGCACUGUUUUAACUGGACAGUCGUUCUCUCCAAGAGCCACCACGAUGACUGUGUUAGCUAUGCGACCGCAGCGAAUGCGGAACCUCGUUGAGGAUCAAAUUGCCUCUGUGGAAGAAUUUGUGAGGGAUGUUGGGAGAUUCUGGGGAUGCUUGGAGGAGACGCAGAAGCUUAUAUACGUUCCAUACGAGGGUGGAAAAAAACCGGACCUUUUUCAGGACAUUAUGCAGUUUGGCGUCCUUUGGCACUUGCGCGAGGCUCAGGUUAUGGUGGAUGUCUGUAGAAAAGAAUCCAUCAUGGUGAUGGCGGAGGUUCUUUUACCUGCUAUUGAGAGCAAAGAGGACGCGGUAGAUGACACCGUGGUUGGCUCCGCAUGCGACAACACCGUUUUCUUCGCCUCGGAGAAGGUGACCCAUAAUGCCCUCGAGAACCCCAACGGUGGUAGUGUAACUGCGAAGAACACCAACAGCAACCUCCGACCACCCACUAGCGGUGUCGCUGAUGCGGUACGAAGCGACUCGGCACGUCUAGUUAGCAUAGGUCUUGAGCUGGAGUCAGUCGCCUCACGCAUUCGUGAGUCACUUAAAGAGUCAGGGCGAAACCUUCAAAAUGGAAUUAAGCGGGAAUCCGUUGGGGGGUUCUUCUUAAUUUCGAAUGAGAAAUUUCUUGUUGACGCCACAAAACUGCGUGGGAUGUUGUACUGGGAGCGCGUCUCAAUGCACCUACUCUACGAAUGCCUUGAGUGUCUUGAGGAGCUUGUGUUCCACUGCGAUGAGCAACCGCGUGUGUUUUGCAAGGACAACUUUAAAGCCUUGGAACAGCAGGUGGUUGACUGGCGCGAAUUUUUGGAGGAUGUUCACGAGGAAUCCACACAGCUGCGCUCUGUAAUUCUGUCGUCUCAGCAUGAAGGUGGUGCAGGUCGUAUGUCAACAACAACGGCGGGGAGUUCGGUCGGCUUCACUCGUAGUGCUUCGUUGGGCUCGCGGGAACUGAGUCGUAAUGGGGAUGGUGAUACGAUUAGCCCAGAGCGAAGUGCGCAGUGGUUAAUGCUUUUUGGACUUUACGUGCAGUACAUCGAGAGAACGGACGUCACACCGGUGCUGUUUGCAUCAAAUGACUCCCGCGACACUGUGACUGCGGCAGACUUUGGGUUAAUGGCGCUACUUGACGAAUUUGCCGAGCUAGUGGAGACGGUGCGUGCGAAGAGUGCAGCGUUACUGCGCUAUUGUCAGAAGAUACAAGGUCGAAUUGCCCGCAUCGUGGAUGAUGUGGUAGUGAAUGAGGAUACGGGGCAGGUGUUCGUUCCAGCGUGUCGCGGAGGUCCCAUCACUGAGCGGUACUGCAAAGGGUUUUGCCACGAUAUGAACUGA